Neodiprion fabricii is the source of this 2400-nucleotide messenger RNA. RefSeq names its product polyubiquitin-A (gene Ubi-p63E). Gene Ontology annotation, molecular function: protein tag activity; ubiquitin protein ligase binding. The transcript is spliced from 2 exons. Lineage: Eukaryota; Metazoa; Arthropoda; Insecta; Hymenoptera; Diprionidae. Bases 163 to 2223 code for a protein of 686 amino acids. Gene Ontology annotation, biological process: modification-dependent protein catabolic process; protein ubiquitination. The record is from RefSeq and is a predicted model, not a curated record. Gene Ontology annotation, cellular component: cytoplasm; nucleus.
CCAUUGGCUCGGGUGUCUAUAAAUGCCAGAUGCACGGUGGCCCCGAUAUUUAGUUACGAAGCUGACGCCGAGUUUGUACGAGCAGUCUAUUCGAAGUCAUUAAUAGUGCAGUUUUUGCGUUGCAUUUAAUCGCGUUAUUAAUAAGUUUCACAACAGAUAAACAUGCAGAUUUUUGUCAAGACCUUGACGGGGAAGACCAUCACCCUCGAAGUUGAAGCAUCUGAUACGAUCGAAAAUGUGAAGGCCAAGAUUCAGGACAAAGAGGGAAUUCCACCAGACCAGCAGAGAUUGAUCUUUGCAGGAAAACAGCUCGAAGAUGGCCGCACCCUUUCCGAUUAUAAUAUCCAAAAGGAAUCCACCCUCCAUCUAGUCCUUCGUCUUCGCGGAGGUAUGCAGAUCUUCGUGAAGACCUUGACUGGCAAAACCAUCACCCUUGAAGUUGAGGCUUCUGACACGAUUGAAAAUGUGAAAGCAAAGAUCCAGGACAAAGAGGGAAUCCCACCAGACCAGCAGAGGUUGAUCUUUGCUGGAAAACAGCUCGAGGAUGGCCGCACUCUUUCCGAUUAUAACAUCCAGAAAGAAUCUACUCUUCAUCUGGUCCUUCGUCUCCGCGGAGGUAUGCAGAUCUUCGUCAAGACCUUAACUGGCAAAACUAUUACCCUUGAAGUAGAGGCUUCGGACACAAUUGAAAACGUGAAGGCGAAAAUUCAAGACAAGGAGGGAAUCCCACCAGACCAGCAGAGGUUGAUCUUUGCCGGCAAACAGCUUGAGGAUGGCCGUACGCUUUCUGAUUACAACAUCCAGAAAGAAUCAACUCUUCAUCUUGUCCUUCGUCUCCGUGGAGGUAUGCAAAUCUUUGUCAAGACCCUAACUGGCAAAACCAUCACGUUGGAAGUCGAGGCCUCCGACACUAUUGAAAAUGUAAAGGCAAAGAUUCAAGACAAAGAGGGAAUUCCUCCAGAUCAGCAGCGUUUGAUCUUUGCUGGCAAGCAGCUUGAAGACGGACGUACGUUGUCGGACUACAAUAUUCAGAAAGAAUCCACCUUACAUUUAGUUCUUCGACUGAGAGGUGGAAUGCAAAUUUUCGUUAAGACUCUCACUGGCAAAACCAUCACGUUGGAAGUCGAGGCCUCCGACACUAUUGAAAAUGUAAAGGCGAAAAUUCAAGACAAGGAGGGAAUUCCUCCAGACCAGCAGCGUUUGAUCUUUGCUGGCAAGCAGCUUGAAGAUGGACGGACCUUAUCAGACUACAAUAUCCAGAAAGAAUCUACUCUUCACUUGGUUCUCCGACUACGUGGUGGGAUGCAAAUUUUUGUCAAAACAUUAACUGGAAAGACAAUCACUUUGGAGGUUGAGGCUUCGGACACUAUUGAGAAUGUGAAAGCUAAAAUUCAGGACAAAGAGGGAAUUCCUCCAGACCAGCAGCGUUUGAUCUUUGCUGGAAAACAACUCGAAGAUGGCCGCACUCUUUCGGACUACAACAUCCAAAAAGAAUCCACCCUGCACCUUGUCCUUCGGCUGCGAGGAGGGAUGCAAAUUUUUGUGAAGACUCUUACUGGCAAAACCAUUACCUUGGAAGUCGAGGCCUCCGACACAAUUGAGAACGUAAAAGCAAAAAUCCAAGACAAAGAAGGCAUUCCACCAGACCAACAGCGACUCAUCUUUGCUGGAAAGCAGCUUGAAGAUGGACGAACCUUGUCUGAUUACAACAUUCAAAAGGAAUCAACCUUACAUCUGGUUUUAAGGCUGCGUGGAGGUAUGCAAAUUUUUGUCAAAACUCUUACUGGAAAGACAAUUACUUUGGAAGUCGAGGCAUCUGAUACAAUAGAGAACGUGAAAGCAAAAAUUCAAGACAAGGAGGGAAUCCCACCAGACCAGCAGAGAUUAAUUUUUGCUGGAAAACAGCUGGAAGAUGGGCGUACUCUUUCCGACUAUAAUAUUCAAAAGGAGUCCACCCUUCAUCUGGUUCUCCGACUACGUGGCGGUAUGCAGAUCUUUGUCAAAACCUUGACCGGCAAAACUAUCACCUUGGAGGUUGAGGCGUCUGACACAAUUGAAAAUGUCAAGGCCAAAAUCCAAGACAAAGAAGGAAUUCCUCCAGACCAGCAGAGGUUGAUAUUCGCAGGGAAACAGCUGGAAGAUGGGCGUACCCUUUCAGAUUACAACAUUCAGAAGGAGUCUACUCUUCAUCUGGUUCUUCGGCUCCGUGGUGGAUCUCUCUAAAGUCAAGCUGGAAAAUUCCAAUAUCUGAUCUCGCUGAUAUGAUCUAAAUGAAAAAUUGAUAGUAUUGAUAGCGUUAUUGAAUUUUUUUUACUUUCUCCAAUAAUAGUGCUUUCACCAAAAUGUGAUAAUAUUGAUUUAUGCUUCAGCAGCUAAUAAAGAAUUCAGUUUAAAAUGUGA